AAAACUUUCCGCGCCGAUUAGUUUCUUCCCUGUUAGAAAUACAAAUUACAAAACCCCUCUGCUUCACAGUGUCACAGUCCCCAAGUAGCCAUGGAAUCCGAGUCCGACCCGCCAAAGAGAAACAAAAUCAAUGAGGGAUUACCCUCUUCCUCAUCUCCUCCUCCUACCCACGAACCAGAUCUUUCGUUGAUGCCCGAUUUCCCAGACGAAAUCGCCACUGAAAUCCUUUCAAGGCUGCCGGCCAAACCCUUGGGGAAAUUCAAGUGCGUCGCAAGACCAUGGCUUUCUUUGAUCUCCAGCCCAGAAUUCAUCAAAACCCAUCUCGCGGUUGCUUCUAGAAGGGAUAAUUAUGCGCACCAUCGUCUCAUGCUCUCAAUAGCAACCCCCUCAGAUGAUGAUGAUAAUGGCUCUGAAGAUUCCGAUGACGAUGCCGGUGCCGGUGUCGGUGACCGUGACCCGGAGCAUUUGCUGUACGCUCUUGAUUCUAUACUAAACCCGGCGUCGGAUGAAACUGAAGCCACCCCUGCAGAGGUAUUUGGCAUCGAUUAUCUAAUCCAGUCUAAUAAGUCAUAUUAUCCUUUAGGAUCUUGCAAUGGGUUGGUCUGCGUUCGUACUUUGAUUGAUGAGUUGUUUCUGUGUAACCCUUGUACUAAAAAGCUUAAGAAACUGCCUCACUUGGGUACAAAAUGGGGAUACAUGGGAGCUGAAUUUGGAUUUGGUUAUGAUGCUCUGAAUGAUGAUUAUAAAGUAAUUGGUGUAUCUCAGUAUGUGAAUGAGAUCAUUGUGUACAGUCUCAAGACUGAUUCUUGGCGCAGGAUAGAGGACUUUAAGUCCGUUCUUGAUGGGGAAUUCAGCCGUUUGCAUUAUGUGAACGGAAAGUUUUAUUGGCCUACCCUUGAUGUUAAUGAUGAUUGGAAAAUUGCUAGCUUCGAUUUGGGGAAUGAAACUUAUGGAAUCAUGGACUUCCCCCCAGAGGAGAAAGAAGUCCGAUAUAGUUUUGGACUUGGAGAGAUGGGAGGUUGCCUUUCUGUGAUUUAUGAUUGUCGAAAUAUUUACGCUGAUGUUUGGAUUUGGAAGGAAUCCUGGAUCAAAGUUGUUUCUAUUCCUUAUAUUGAUGCGCUUCCUGCAUCUUAUUACAUUACUCAAUCAGUUUGGGAAUCGCGGGAUGGUGAAAUAUUGUGCAUCUUGCGCUCGGCCUUGUUUCUUAUCGACCCAAAGGCCAAAACAUCCUGCAGGUAUAUGCAGAUAGGGCUUAUUGAAACUGCCUUUACGCAUGUUGAGAGUUUAGUUUCGCCCUAAUUAAUGUCCAGCGACUAGAAAUAGUGUUUAAAUGGUAGAAAGGUAAAGGGAUAGAGCAGCGAUUGUCCCUUCCUACUGUAUUCCCCUCGGGAAAAUUUUGUUUGAAACAUUGUUUCUUUACUGUUAUCAGUCUGAUAACACAGCUCUAAUGCUAUAGGAAUGUUGCUGCUUCUUUAGCUCGUUAAAAUAUAUAGUCUAUUUCUGUUAUUCUUGUCACUGGGAAUCGAGAGGAAGGCAAAGGUGUUGGGGAAAUUCGUUUGCCUGUCAUUUCAUUCAAAUUAGAGAUAACCUGCAACAAGUGUAUGGAAGUGUCCUGUACUCAGUGUUCCCAAACUCAUGUAUACAAAUGUAUGUUGUAGCAAAUGCAUUCAAAAUCCAGCCCCUGCAUUGCAUCAGUGGACCAUUCUAAAUGUUCAAAUGCGCAGAAUACCGCAUAACUUCUCGAAGUUACUUUUCCUCAUAAUGUGGUUCGGAUGACUCAAGGCGUAGACAAUUCACUGGAAGCCUUGUAUUCUGGUAUAGAUCGCACUCCUUAUGAACAGCAUCCUCCCAAUAUAUCCAUCUCAUGCUCAGCCAGUGGCUAACUGGCUACCAGCAGAGGUUUAAACUGACUGUCAGGGCUGAUAUGACUAUGUUGGGCAUCCUCGAAGUCUUAGAGAAACAAGCAACCGGAAUCAGUUCUGCAGAACAGUUUAGGUGUAUUUGUUAAGUUGAAACUUGUACUAGGCCAACAUGAACGAGUUUCGUGGUGCUACUCUGUAAAUUUAUGACCCCAACUAGGUCCUCCAUGAAGCAAUUCAGUAAGUCAUCUGUAAUUUUCCUUUGAAACGAUGACCAUUAUCAGUUAAUUUCGAAGUUCUGAAUCAUUUUGUUGCAGUAUACUGGAUUCUGAAAUUUGUCACCGACAUUAUUUGUUUGUCAUGAAAUUACAAGACCUAUUUUCAGG
Molecule: messenger RNA, 2245 nt
Organism: Oldenlandia corymbosa var. corymbosa
Lineage: Eukaryota; Viridiplantae; Streptophyta; Magnoliopsida; Gentianales; Rubiaceae
Source: the annotation of a GenBank genome assembly